GGCCGGCAACGCACGCGCCUGUCUUCCCUGUCACCGGCGGGCACAGAAUCACCUCCUCCUCCUUCAUCGUAUCCAUGGUGCCAGAUCUCAGUCUCUCCGUGGAGCCGCUGGCUCACCGUCACUACCACCCCGCAGGACGAGGGUCACUGGGGUUCCGGGGAGUUCAGAGCCGAACAGUGCCACGGAGGACGACAAGUAUUACGAUGCUCAGCCGGCAGAAUCCGGGAGCUGAUGGUGCCGCCGGCACGCCCCUGUACCUUGGGAUCGACUUCGGAACUUCAGGAGCGAGAUACGCCCUGAUCGACAGGCAAGGGGCCAUCCAUUCGGAAGGGAAACGAGCUUAUGCACCUGUCGGCGACGCCGCGGCCUGGGCGAGCUCCUGGCGAGCGGCGCUUUUCCAGCUCCUCGACGACAUCCCGCCGGCUCACCGGCCGUUCAUCUCCUCCAUCUCCAUUGACGGGACCUCGGCGACCACGCUCAUCGUCGACAGCGAGACAGGGGAGCUCCUCGCCGGCCCGUUCCUCUACAACGAGAGCUUCCCGGACGCGCUGCCCGCCGUGGAGUCGAUCGCGCCGGCGAACCACACCGUGUGCUCCGCAUCCUCCACCCUCUGCAAGCUCGUGUCGUGGUGGAACACGACUGGCGGCGCCGGCGGCGCCGGCUCGGCCGCCGUGCUGAUGCACCAGUCCGACUGGCUCCUGUGGCUCCUGCACGGCCGGUACGGCGUCUCCGACUACAACAACGCGCUCAAGGUCGGCUACGACCCGGAGGCCGACGCCUACCCGAGCUGGCUCAUGUCGCAGCCGUACGCGCCCAUGCUACCCUCUGUCAGGGCACCUGGAGCUCCCAUCGCUGUUGUCAAAGAUGACGUGUGCUCACAGUACGGGCUCUCCAAGGAAUGCGUUGUCUGCACGGGGACGACGGACAGCAUCGCGGCGUUCCUUGCAGCUGGCACCACCGAGCCGGGGAGGGCGGUGACGUCGCUGGGCUCGACGAUGGCGAUCAAGCUGGUGAGCGAGGCCCGCGUGGACGACGCGAGGUUCGGCGUGUACAGCCACCGCCUGGACGACACGUGGCUCGUCGGCGGGGCGUCCAACACCGGGGGAGCCGUGCUCCGGCAGCUCUUCACCGACGGCGAGCUGGUGGCGCUGAGCCGGCGCAUCGACCCGGCCGUCGCGUCGCCGCUCGAGUACUACCCGCUGCCGAGGAAAGGCGAGAGGUUCCCGGUCUCCGAUCCCGACAUGGCGCCGAGGUUGCAACCACGGCCCGAGAGCGACGCGGAGUACCUGCACGGCAUCCUGGAGUCGAUCGCGCGAAUCGAGGCCAAAGGGUACAACCUGCUGAGGGAGCUCGGCGCGACGGCCGUGGAGGAAGUGUUCACGGCGGGGGGAGGGGCGCAGAACGACAGGUGGACGGCGAUCCGGGAGAGGGUGCUGGGCGUGCCGGUCCGGAAGGCGGAGCAGACGGAGGCGGCGUAUGGAGCUGCGUUGCUGGCACUCAAGGGCGCAGAUCGCCGCGUAGGAGUGCCUAGCUAGCACACGUGCUAACGGAACCUGGGCAAGUGUGUCACACUAAAAUCUGGACAAUCUAUGAUGAGCUCUGUGGGUGGCAUAUGCUAGCUUGAAUGUUCUUCUCGACAAUGGCGGAGCACGCUCAAAAUUUUAGUGCUGAUGAGCUCUGUGGGUGGCAUAGCUCUGUUGGGGGCGCUCUUCCUGUGCCGACAGAUACACACUCUUGGCGCGGGAAGGAUAAGAGUAGAUAUGAUCUUCUUUUAUGGAAUAAGUCUAAUCUUAGCCAUCCAA
Molecule: messenger RNA, 1802 nt
Organism: Setaria italica (foxtail millet)
Lineage: Eukaryota; Viridiplantae; Streptophyta; Magnoliopsida; Poales; Poaceae
Product: gluconokinase
Exons: 7
Coding region: 75-1535 (486 amino acids)
Biological process (GO): xylulose metabolic process
Cellular component (GO): cytosol
Molecular function (GO): D-xylulokinase activity
Source: RefSeq, a predicted model, not a curated record